UUUCUUCAACGCAAAAGGGUGCAGUUCUUAAACAUGACCCAAAUGACUUGCUGUUCAAGACCUUCUGAAGUGUUUCUUUAUUUUUAAGGUGUGUGUGUUUGGAGUCAGCGGGGUCAUGUUUAUCAGUCCUUUGAUUCUCAGCUUUCCACACGCCACCCAUUUCAGCAAGGCCUAUACAGCCAGUGCUAGACUAUGCUAUUUUUUGACAAACCAUUUUGAAAGGUUUAGAUGUUUAGAAAAGUGAUGUUUAGCAUCCAGUGGACUGAAUCUCUCGUCCCUUAAGCAGCAAUAUGUUGUUGUUAUUUCCCAGAAUCUCCUGUCUUUACGCACUCGUGUAGUUUCCAUCUGUUGUGUAGCAUCUGUUCAUCUCUCAUGCCUCAAGGCCUCUCCUGACAUACAUAGAAAGCACAUAUUUAAAGCGAAACCAUUAUGGUUUUUAAUAUUUUUGUCUUGUUUGUGAAAUUUGACUACUGAUGUUAUUACGCACUUAGCCGACGGAUUAGCAUUGCCAUCAUCUGAUACUGAAUAAUAUCCACACAGAGGGACAGCAUUGCUGAUGAAAAACGUGGAUUGUUGGGCACCACAAAACUCACACUAAAUGCCAUAUGUGCAGUGACUUAUUAAUGCAGAUUGGCCCUUACUUGCAGAGGUUUCUAAGCGAGGAGAUAAUGAGAGUUCACACACAUACCAGGUUCUGCUUUCUCUGCGUGCUGACCCUCCUGUUUCAUCAGUGCAGUCACUGUCAUGAAGGAGGGACUCACCAUCACCACGAACACAGCCACGGUGAGCGCAACCAUGACCACGACCAUGUCCACAGCGAUCUGCAGAUUUCAGAGACGUCGUGUGAUGGUUUGUCACACCGGUUAAUGCACGGCAGCCAUGGGGAACCUGCGAAGAACGAGCAGCAUUACUACAUUCAGCAGUUGUUCUGUCGGUACGGUAAAAAAGACCGUCUGGACUUUAAAGGCUUCCAAAAUCUGCUGCUAAGUUUAGGGUUGGGUGAGAUACGAGUUGUGGGGCUGGAGCACGAGGAUCUUGGACACGAUCACGUGGCCCACUUGGAUAUUCUAGAAGUUCAGGAAGGCCGGCACUCGCAUACUGCAGGCCAUUCGCACACUCACCAGAAAUCCAACGUCUCACACAAAACCCAACACUCCCAUCCCGAAAAGGAACAUACCUCUAGUACCGAGGAACCACCUUGUAAACUUGACGCUGGAGCUGUGAGAAUAGGUGACAGCCAACCAGACAAACACAAUCAUGAUGAUGAUGAAAAAGACACAACUGAAGAUCAUGAUCAUGAACACAGACAUGACAUAGAAAAUCCCCACGAUCAUGACCAUGAGCACACACACUCGCAUACACACGAUCACGGACAUGACACCAACGCACAACUGGAUCAUGACCAAAAAACUAGUGAACAUACCCCAGAAAACAAUGACCUCAGUGAGGACCACAAGCAUGACCACCAUCAUCAUGACCACCACCAUCACAAGCACCCCCAUCCUCAUCUCCAGCACGUUUCGGACAGCGGAGCGGCGAGUGGCGGAGAUGAGCACGAUCACAGCGGUCAGGAGCACAGCCCAGAUAAACAAACAAGAGCGAAGAGAGAGGUGCCAGGAGCAAUGGUGGCUCCAUCCAAUAAAUCACAAGCACAUCACCAACAUGAGGAGUGUUUGAAUUUAACACAGUUACUGGACCAGUAUGGACUGAAGUCAGAGUCCGUCAUCUCUCCAGUACAGUUCACUUAUUUAUGUCCAGCACUGCUAUAUCAGAUUGACAGACGCCUCUGCAUCCAUCAUUACCAUCAUGUUGAGACCGAAACACUCCAGGAAACAUCUUCAGUGUGGAUCUGGAUUUGGGGUUUCGUGUCCAUCACCAUCAUCAGUCUGCUGUCUCUGCUUGGCGUGAUUCUAGUGCCCAUCCUCAACCAGUCCUGCUUUAAGUUUCUUUUGACCUUCCUGGUAGCACUGGCUGUGGGAACCCUAAGCGGUGAUGCUUUACUGCAUCUACUACCUCACUCUCAAGGAGGCCACGAACACAGUCAUGGAGGCCAAACAGAGCAUGAACAGGAGAAUGAUUUUCUGAUCAAGUUUGAUGGUGUUUGGAAAGGACUGACAGCGCUUGCAGGAAUCUACCUCCUCUUUAUUAUUGAACAUUGCAUUGGCAUGUUCAAGCACUGCACGGACCAAAGGGGAAGCAUCUGCCAGAGAAAGAAGAAAGGAGAGCAGACAAAGAUUGGCAGUAAAUUGUCAGACCACCAUCUCAACAGGCGUUCAGAUGCCGAGUGGCUCAAUCUAAAACCUCUAACAGAGGGAGAAGGUACAACAUGUGAAACGGGACACAAUGACACACAGAUGACCGAGUUGCAGCCUCUAGAUUCAUCUAUCACUAUCCCGCUAAGCAUUUCUGAUUCCGAUCACCCCAACAAGGGGGCCAUAAAAACACCAGAGGACAGUGUACCAAAGGCAAAGACAAAAAAGCAUGGACAUGGACAUGGACACGGGCACGGGCAUGGGCAUUCCCACCACGGACACUGCCACUCUGACCAGGAAAUGAAAGAUGCGGGAAUUGCCAGCAUAGCAUGGAUGGUAAUCAUGGGAGACGGCAUGCAUAACUUCAGUGAUGGACUUGCUAUAGGUGCUGCUUUCAGUGCAAACAUCACAGGAGGCAUCAGUACAUCCGUCGCUGUCUUCUGUCAUGAACUACCCCAUGAACUGGGUGACUUUGCGGUUUUAUUGAAGGCUGGAAUGUCAGUAAAGCAAGCAAUUGUGUAUAACGUCCUCUCUGCCCUCAUGGCAUACGCCGGCAUGGUGAUCGGCACAGCUGUGGGUCAAUACGCACACAACGUCACCAGCUGGAUCUUUGCGGUUACCGCUGGCAUGUUUCUCUAUGUGGCAUUGGUGGAUAUGUUGCCAGAGAUGCUUCAUGGUGACAGCGAGGAGCACAAACGCUGUGAGAUGGGUCACUUUGUCCUGCAGAACUUUGGCAUGCUCACCGGGUUUGGCAUCAUGCUACUGAUCGCCAUCUUCGAAGAUCAGAUCGUGUUUGACUUUGGCUUCUAGGAAUCGGGGGGAGGCGUCAUUCAUCAGCUACAUUCACACAUGCUUUGCCUUAAAGUGGCUUUGUGAUGGUACCGUCUCAAAAGACAGAAUCAGUGGCUUACAGUGGACAUAGACAUGUUUACAUUUUAUCACUCCUGCAUCCCAUUGCUUGAAUUUUUCAGGAUCUCAUCUAGCUAUAGCUGCUGUGCCCUUUUCUUUUGUUCUUAUUCCUUUGUCGGAUCUAAACAGACACAUCCACAGCAGAUUUCUGUGAGGCACUCCCCAUUAUUUGGGUUAUCCCUUUAAUAUAUAUAGAGGGAGAAUAAUACUAGAGAGAAGCAGCUAUCUGUUAGUUACCCAUUCAUUUGAGUGUUGAUCCGUGUGACAUGUUUGGCCCUUUCAUUCAUCUGUAUUGUAGCUCGCAGUCCAUUUAUGACUGGUGUCUUGUGCUGUGUAUGUCUAGUGUUUCCAUCAUUGCAGUGCCAGGCACAAAACGUUCUGCUAAAAUGGUGCAACAGAGCCCAGCUUUUUUGUUUGUAAUUUAUUGACACCUACUGUCGAGACCAUAGCAAACAACCAACUUUAUUCUCUUUUAAAGAGCCUACCUUCUUACUGGUUUACACGUUGCUGCCGGUAUUGACUACUUGUUUUUUUAUUUUUUGUUACACUAUACUGUUCAUAGUGAUGGGAGAGUUUUCAGUCUUAGAAUAUUUUUUUUAUUACUAUUAUUGGUUAGGAUUGUACAAUUGUUUUGGCCAAGUACUAGUAUUUGAAGAAAAUAGUUUGCAACCGUGUUAUGAGAAAACCUGACACUGUGCUGCUGCAAGACCGAACAUAUUCAGAAGGUCAACUAAACACAGUAACUGAACAAGUCCAGUAUUAACUCCAAUAAUGAAGCAUUGUGAUUUUGAAAUGAAGAACACCUAGCUAACAUAAUAUAGGUACAUCAAGAAAUGAAUUAGUUUUUCUUAAAGUCUACUUGAUUGUUGAUGAAUUAGCAUUUAUGAAGCAGACUACUUGCUUUAUUUAACUGUGGAGUAUUUGCAUAGUCAAAUGUUGUCAUGGCUGUGACAAUUAAAAAUAUGAAGGUGAAUUUUGGUACAUCUAGGUUACUGUUAGAAGCUGAUGUUAAGGUGAAAUCAUGUUCCCAAGAGGAAAUUUGCUAUCGACGAUUCUUACUUGGGUUAAACAUGCAGACAUUUUCACCUUUUUCAGGUUUUUUAUUACAUUUAAGUUACAUGAUUUACAGUACACAUUUUGGGAGAACCAUCCUUUUUUUUACUUAAUUGUAAAGAAGUACUCCAGCCAAAUAUAUGUACUCACCCCUCAAGCAACCUGAGAUGCAUAUGUCCAUCAUCUUUCAGACGAACCCAAUCGGGAGUUAUUUUAGUAAAUGUCCUUGUUUUUCAAGCUUAUAAUGGUAGAAAACAGGAAUCAGAGAACUUUUGACUUUAAAGCCCCACACGACUCCAAAGAGUUAAUAAAGGUCUUUUGCAGGCAAUCGGUGCGAUUUUGUUAGAAAAAUACCAUAUUUUAAACAUUAUAAAUAUAUAAUAACUAGUUUCUGGGAACGGUGCCAUGUUGGAUUCACAAGUAAAUGUGCAACAAAUGCUGACUACGCUAAAACUCUUGUGAAGCGUGAGUCCAAGAUGGUACCUUUACUGGAAGCUAGUUAUAACCAUUUAUAAAGUUUGAAAUCUAGAUAUUUGUCUUACAAAAUAGCAUCGAUUACCCGCAGAAGACCUUUAUUAACCCAUUGGAGCCUUGCGGAUUACCUCCGUGAAGGAUGAAUCCACUUUUUCGGGGGUUUCAAGUUAGAAAUUGUUUCAUGAUCCUUGUUUUCUACCAUUAAAAAAUCUUGGAAGGAUAUUUACUAAAAUAACUCCAAAUGUGUUGUUUUGAAAGAUGUUGGACAUAUGUAUCUUGGAUUGCUUGAGGGCGAGUAAAUCAUGGGGUAAUUUUGAUAUUUGUCUGGAGUAUCCCUUUAAGUUAGCUAUUACGGAUUCAUUUUGACAAUCAAAACGUUCUUAUUGUAGACACAUUUCAAUGCAUCAUAUUUCGAUUGUUGAUCUUUGUGCACUUGUAGGUUUAUGUGAGCGUGCAACAGUUUUGAUUGUGUCAUAUACAGGCUGUGGUUCUGAAUUUGAGCACAAGCACUGCCUAUGCCCGCAGUCACCUCUACACAUUCCAUUGGCUGUAUUCGCUGCUUCAGUCCUCUACUGUCACGAGUUAGUGGGGCAUGUUAUGUGAUUCAUGCUUAUCCUGUCACCAUGUGACAUCCCUUUAUUUGUUCUUGUUAAUUGAAUUAAUCAAAUGUACCUGAUUGGAUGAAAACAUGCAUGAGACAGGUGGAAGAAGAAAACAGUUUUUGUCUGUAUCAUUUCUGCUAUUAAAAAUAGAGAGAUGAGAACA
This is a messenger RNA of Paramisgurnus dabryanus, 5453 nucleotides long. The record is from RefSeq and is a predicted model, not a curated record. NCBI's taxonomy places the organism in Eukaryota, Metazoa, Chordata, Actinopteri, Cypriniformes, Cobitidae.